Messenger RNA from Leishmania major strain Friedlin, 2625 nucleotides. RefSeq lists its product as hypothetical. Bases 1 to 2625 code for a protein of 874 amino acids. The record is from RefSeq and is a predicted model, not a curated record. NCBI's taxonomy places the organism in Eukaryota, Euglenozoa, Kinetoplastea, Trypanosomatida, Trypanosomatidae. The transcript has a single exon.
AUGCUGCUCGUAUCGGCGUCGUCGUUCCGCGGCACCCAGCACGGCGCACAUCGUCAUCAUUCCGCCCACCAUCAGAGUAGUGCCCUCUACGGCGCAGGCACCACCACGCCCGACACGUCGAAUCUUUACCAGAGCCUCGGCAGCAUCAACCUCACCGUCAGCGCGAACAGCAACAACCCGUACGUUGGGGUACGCAUGACGCCGGAGGCGACGCUACUGCAGCCACAGUCGGUCGCGCAUGGCCGCAGCGCCGAGGCGGGCCCCCGCACCGCGGUGUUGGAGAUCAACAGGCAUCUGUCGUUCUAUGACGCCCAGCCACUAGAUUCGUCGCUGUCGCGGGAGUCGACCAAACACGAGACAAGGUUUAGAGAAGCGCAGCAGCCGUGGAUGGCAUCGACACUGCCGAUGCAGGUAGUACCGGUGUACGCGCACGGCUCGCGCCACAGCAACCAGCAGUCGUCCCCGGUCGCCGCCGCUCUGGGAGAGGCCAAUCGAAACCCCAGCGGCGCCACUCGCGCCGCCUCGGAGGGCUACGCCAGUAUGACGAACCGACCGCCGGGACUCAUGCCCACCGUGAUAAACCAAGUUGAGCGCACUUACCUAGAGCCUCGUUCCCCGGUGCUCACGCAGCAGCAGCAGCAAGAGCCCCACUCACUGCCUUCAUACAAUGGCACACCCCACGAGGGCUGGGUGCGGGACUACUCUCCCCACAGUGCAGUGCAGCAGCAGCGAGCACCGCCACAGCAGCGCUCUCUCCAUACUUCUCCGUCCUACGCGGCAGCCAUGCCAGCAGCAGGAUCGACAACCAUUUCCAUCCGCGGCACCAGCGCAAAUGACGCCAGCCGCACCCGCAGCGCUGCCUGCGACACGACACGGCAGUUCUCUCCCUUGCCCACCAUCGGGUUCGCGGUCUCGCCAGUGCCGUUGGUGGAGAUGGAGCCGGCACUCGACGACUACAGCAGCUCCAGCCUUACCAAAUCGAUUGCAGACGACGACUUGCAGCGUCAACAGGCAACCAUCCUUGCUCCGUCGCCCCAUCGCCUGAAUACGGCGGUGAGUCCUGCACGGCCGCGGUGCGCCACUCAAUCCCCGCUCGCAACGCCACCAUUCUACGGGGACGCGUGUGCCUGUGCGCUGGACUCGACGCAGACAGGCCUGCCGAGCGACACGGUACCCCAAUCCGCACCCGUCUCUUGUGGCACGGCCGCGGCACCGCUCUACUCACGCCAGCACAUCAGCAACGACGCAGGCGCGUGCUUGGCAGGCGCUGAAAAAGUUCAGGGCAACAGCGAUGUGCAUCUCCCACCUCAGCACAGCUACGGCGGAGCGUCGCCAGCGAAAGGUGUGCCGACGCAAACGCUGGCCGAGGCUGGCGCCUCUCAGGGCCGGCCCUUGCCAUGGGUGCAGCUCAUGCCUGCCGCUGCCACAAACGACAAGAGUGGCGCUGUGCAACCGCCCAAGGAGUGCCAUCCGCUGAGCGACGCACCGGCGUAUCGAGCGCAAGGCGAGAACGACGUCGACGACACGGACGAGGAUGGGAAGGGUGGCGGCGACGACGAGGACGGCUCUCUCACUGCACCAGAUGCUGCGCAGAGGACGAAGAAGCGCGUGCGUCGCAACCGCAAGCCAAAGGCACUGGAGGAUCUGCCUCCGGUCACGUCCAUGAGGUAUCUCCCGCCACCGCCACCGCCACCACCGGCGUUGCCGACACAACCCGGCCCUACAGGCGCUGCAGCUAACGACGUGUCGUCGUCUUCCGCGUUCGACAGGUACUACGCAGUCCUGCUGCGGUGGUACACGCGCCUGCUCGCCGACGAAGCCGACUUUGUGGAAAUCGCCACCGCAACUAGCUUCGAUGCCGGCACGGCGGUAGCCGCAAUGAGCGCGGUGGCACGUCAGGCCCGCGACGGCAGCUACGCCGAGGAUGAUAAGCUGUCGUCUGCCGGUCCACUGCAGCACCUGGACUCCGGCCCCAUCAGCUUGCCUAUGAGCUCUAUUUCUCCGUCGCUCAUGUCGAAGCCGUCGCCUGCUUACUUUGGCAGCAGCGGUGGCGGCAAUGGCAGCAACGCUGAGGUGCAUGUUCGAUGCCCCCGUAUUGAGCAGUACAUGGACGCGUGCGACAUUCCGGCCGAGCUGCGUCUCUUCCCUACCCCCAACACCACAGGGACGCAGGCAACUGGCGCUGCCCCGGCGGCGCUGCCGCAGUCCGUGAAGGACGUGCCGAGCGCGGUGCGUUGGGCGCGCGACCUCGAGAUGUGGUGGUUCUGCUACGUCUUCCCGCACGCGGCGCACACGCGUCACCAGUCGCCUGCUGCGCGGCCGCAGAUGCAGCCGGCCUCCAUGUCCCCCAGGGGUCUCACCAUCCCGCACACAGGCUCUGGUGGAGUCCUGCAGAACUAUCCCUACGGCUGGUCAACCACAAUGCCGCAGCCGAUGAUGAUGAUGAACUCCAUACCGGAGGUAUACGGCGCGCAUGACAGUGCCGCGAUGGGCAGUGGUCAUCCCACGAUUGCGAACAGGGUGUGCUCACCAGUCGGUGAGCACAUGCCCAUGCAGCACCAGAUGCCGCCCCCUCCACCGCCGAUGCCGUCAGGAUAUUCAAAAGGCCUGCACUCAAUAUACUGA